Messenger RNA from Glarea lozoyensis ATCC 20868, 1008 nucleotides. RefSeq names its product Putative cyclase. Lineage: Eukaryota; Fungi; Ascomycota; Leotiomycetes; Helotiales; Helotiaceae. Bases 1 to 1008 code for a protein of 335 amino acids. Gene Ontology annotation, molecular function: arylformamidase activity. The transcript is spliced from 3 exons. The record is from RefSeq and is a predicted model, not a curated record.
AUGUCUCCAAGCCAGAGCAUAUCACACCAGGAUAAUUAUUUCCCUCCUUUCUCCUCGCUUCCCCUUCAAAAGGAUGGACCUCGAGGUAAUGCUUGGGGCCGUUUUGGCCCUACCGAUAGCCUUGGAAUGUUGAAUUUACUUACGCCCAAUGUCGUUGCCCAAGCUGCAACCCAGAUUAAAACCGGCGAACGAGUCUCGCUAGACUGGCCCCUCAAUAAGCCUUUGUAUCCAAGCUACAAACGCGUGGCUUUUCGUCAUGAUAUCAUUAAUAGAGGCAAAGGAGGAGAGGAAUUGCGGGUCGUGAACGACGACAUACUGACUUUCAAUACUCAAUGUAGUAGUCAAUGGGAUGGGUUCAGGCAUUUUGGAUAUCAAAGAGAGAAACGAUAUUUCAACAAUCGAACACACGAAGAGAUAGGAAACUCUGCGGUUCUCGGGAUUGAUGCCUGGGUUGACAGUGGUGGUAUUGUGGGACGAGGCGUGCUUCUUGACUAUACCUCCUGGGCCGCCCGUAAUUCGAUUGCACUAGAUGUUUUUACUCGUACUUGCAUCCCAGUGUCCCACUUGCAGCGAAUGGUGGAAGAGCAGCAAAUAUCUUUUGAACCUGGAGACAUUCUAUUCCUGCGGACAGGUUUCACUGCUGCAUUUAACAAGUUGAGUGAGUCUCAACAGGAAGCCAUUUCACUGCGCCCAACGGCAGAUUUUGCUGGUAUCGAAGCAUCAGAAGAGACGCUCAAGUUUCUAUGGAACAAUCAAUUCUCGGCAGUUGCUGGCGAUUGUCCAAGUUUUGAAGCCAGUCCAGUACAUGGGCCAGGUGUUGAUGAUACAUGGUCCCUUCACGAAUGGCUUUUGGGUGGAUGGGGAAUGCCCAUUGGGGAGAUGUUCGACUUGGAGGCGCUGAGCGACAAAUGUCGUGAGACUGGUCGUUGGAGUUUCUUCUUGUGCAGUGUGCCUUUGAAGGUACCUGGAGGUGUUGCUAGUCCGCCCAAUGCGGUUGCUAUAUUUUAG